Eurytemora carolleeae is the source of this 718-nucleotide messenger RNA. RefSeq lists its product as uncharacterized. Lineage: Eukaryota; Metazoa; Arthropoda; Copepoda; Calanoida; Temoridae. Bases 65 to 469 code for a protein of 134 amino acids. The transcript has 7 exons. The record is from RefSeq and is a predicted model, not a curated record.
UUUUUGUUUCUCUAGGUUUAGUAUUUAAUCUCCAGGUAGUCUCUAUAGCUCUGCAGUCCUCGCCAUGAAGCCGCUAGAAUCUUGGCUAAUCAGGCUAACCUGUUUUAUUGUAUUGAAUUCAGUAAUGGGAAGUCAGGAAGACAUCUAUACCCGGAUAGAACGAGGGCAACUCAACUCUAUCAGAAUGAAGAAAGCUACAGGAGUAGAACUUCAACCAUAUAUAUCAGAGGUUCAGGAAGUCCAAAGACCUAAGAAGUGGUUGCGAGGCUAUUUAAGACUGCGGCAGCGAGAAGACGGAAUGGAAAAGUUUGUCAGAUCUCUGAGCAUCAAAUUAUCAGGAAUACUAACCAAAGAUCAACUUAUGGUUUGCUUGCAGAGCUGGAAUUGUGAUGAGGUGAUUAAUGAGAUGUAUGAUUACAUUCCCAACUACAACAAAAAUAACAUGGAUGAUGUAGCAAUUUCUAUGUAAAUGUUUACAAUAUCACAAAAAUAGAAACGAAUAUGAAAUGAGAGAGAUAUAGUGAGCCCCCCUGUUGCCCUCAGAAAAAAUGUAAAAGUUAUUUUUUGAUUAAUUUCGAAUUAAUGUAUAGUUUAUUAAAUGCUGAAUAUUUCAUAUAAAUCUAUAAUGUAUUUUACAACUAAAACGAAUUACUCAGUAAAUACAAACUGUUAAAACCAUUCUAAAUAAGAUCAAAUAAAAGCGGAUUUAAAAUCAUGA